Molecule: messenger RNA, 2730 nt
Organism: Rhagoletis pomonella (apple maggot)
Lineage: Eukaryota; Metazoa; Arthropoda; Insecta; Diptera; Tephritidae
Product: phosphatidylserine synthase 1-like
Exons: 7
Coding region: 485-2068 (527 amino acids)
Biological process (GO): phosphatidylserine biosynthetic process
Molecular function (GO): L-serine-phosphatidylethanolamine phosphatidyltransferase activity
Source: RefSeq, a predicted model, not a curated record
UUUUGUUGUUUAUUUAGCGCAGCUGUCAAAAUUUUAGAAUCAGCAAGUGGACACGGAAAUCUUUGUUUUUCAUCCAGCAAAUUGUCUGAUUGGUACACAUGCUCAUUAUCCAAUUAACCAGCAAAGUCUAAAGUCAUAGUAUCGCUAUAAAUUAACAAAUCAAUUUGGUGCGUGAUAAGACAUCAGUGAGUUCAAAAUUCAGAAUUUUCAUUAUACCCUUCAAAGUAUCUACGGGGCUUUGUACGAAUUGGCCAGAUCCAAAGCAAAUUUUUGCGGGGUACUCAGUCGUGUGGGGUGACAACAAGCGUUGCGUGCAACGAGUGGCACACAUUGCGCAACUCCAACCAACUACCGCUAAAUGGUGCGGUAAUCAGUGAUAAUUGAAUGGAAAUCAAGAAAGUACAUACAUAUAUACAUGUAAUUGAAAGAAAGUUGACAAAAAAUCCAAGAAGCAAAACUAUCAGUACCUGUCCAAAACGAAGCUAUGAAGAAACGGGCAGGGGGUUCACGGGGCAACAGCUCGCCUGAUGAUAGUGGUACUGAAAUUCAAGGUGAUGCAAACACAGGGGCUAAAACCAACAGCAAUGCUAACUCUAAUAAAACAGGCGCCGCCAGCGCGCCCACCACACCCACCAAGCAGCGAAGCUCAUCGUCCAUUUCAAGGGAUAAAGGACUUGAUGAGUUUGCCGAGACAUUUGUAAUUGUUAAUGAACGGCCCGUGGACGAUAUAUCGCUUGAUUUCUUCUAUAAACCGCAUACAAUAACAUUGUUCGCAAUCUCUGUACUUUCUGUGAUGUUCUUUGCUUUUGUCAGGAAUGAAACAAGUAUCGAGGAUAACAUUUGGGCUGGCAUAUUGUGUGCUGUGUUCUUCUUCUUAAUCAUUUCAUUGUUGGCAUUUCCGAAUGGCCCAUUUACCCGCCCACAUCCAGCACUAUGGCGUAUAAUAUUCGGCUGCUCGGUAUUGUAUCUAUUAAUGCUACAAUUUCUCAUGUUUCAAAAUUACAAAACUAUAAUGAACAUACUCUAUUGGCUGGACCCGAAAUUGCAAAACUUUCACAUCGACAUGGAGAAGGAAUAUGGUUCCAAUUGCUCUGAUUUCAGCUUUGAGCGCAUAAAAAGCUCAAUCGAUGUAUUCGCUUGGGGCCAUUUUUUUGGCUGGGCCUUCAAAGCCGUACUCAUACGACACGCUGGUAUUCUAUGGGCUAUAUCUGUGAUGUGGGAAAUUACUGAAAUUACUUUCGCGCAUUUGCUACCAAAUUUCGUUGAAUGUUGGUGGGAUGCGCUCAUCUUGGAUGUAAUCGUAUGUAAUGGUUUGGGCAUCUGGGUAGGCUUGAAAAUUUGUAAAGCCCUCGAAAUGCGCGAGUAUAAGUGGGCGAGCAUUAAGGAUAUCUCAUCUACGACGGGUAAAAUUAAGCGUGUUGUGUUGCAAUUCACACCGGAGAGCUUCACAUCUAUACGGUGGCUGGAUCCCAAGUCGACGGCGAUGCGUUUUGCGGCAGUUUGUCAAUUGGUUAUAUUUUGGCAGGUGACGGAACUCAAUACAUUCUUCAUCAAACAUAUUUUUGAAAUGCCUCCAGAUCAUUAUCUCGUCAUUGGCCGUCUCGUUUUCAUUGGCCUCUUUGUAGCGCCCUCAGUGAGGCAAUACUACACUUACGUGACGGAUACUCGUUGCAAACGUGUUGGCACUCAAUGCUGGGUGUACGGCGCUAUUAUGGUCUCAGAAGCAAUACUUUGCCUAAAGAAUGGCAAAGAGCUUUUCGAACGUACACAAGCCAUAAAUAUUAUUUUGUGGUUAAUCAUGCAGGUCAUUGUAUCAGUGGCCUUUGUUUAUGGUUGCAUGCUGUGGCAGCGCGCUCAGAACAAGUAUAAUAAGUCAACGGAAUCGCCUAGCAAAAAGGGUAGCGCACAAAAAGACAGUGAUUCUGCGCUUAAAGGCGUUGUGAAAGACUACAAUCACUUCUUACAUCCGCAAUCGCUCGCAUUAAAACUAAAAACUGUUUUCAGAGAACGCUCCGAUAGAACACUAUGUGAUGAUACACUAGAAGAUAUUAAAAUAAAAAUCGUUUGAGAAUUGAUUAUUUAGCAUGUUAUGGCUUAUUUAGCUUGCUAGGAUUUCCUAAUGCUUUAUUUUCAUAAUUAUAUUUUAAAAUUAUUUUUUGGUUUUUUGGUUGUUGCAAACGCUGGUUCACAACAAAUAGCAUUCCGUGCGGGAUUGAAAAUCUCGUAUGCGCUUAUCGGUAAGGUUCUCAAAAACUAUUAAAGCUCCAUAUGUUGCCCGAAGAAUUCACAAUUAACUGAUCGCUUUAAAUUCGACAUACUGGAAUUCUCGAAACUAAAGGUGUCCUCUCACAAAUUCUGGGAUGUUAGAAAAGAUUAUUGUGGAUUUUAAGCUUUUCAACCCAUUUCCGAAUCAAGUGAAACUUGUAACAUUAAAAAAUUAAACAAAAUAUUAAUACUAAUUUUUGAAAUAAAAACUAUUAAUUUUUGAAUUAUAAUUUGAAACUAUUUGAAAAAUUUAAUAAAGUUCUCAAAAGUUUAUGUUUGCCGUGCUUUUUAACGAGUCAGUCAGAGCUUUUACGGCUACAAUUUUCAGAAAUAUUUUAUGCUGUUACAACAGCUUCGCGCACCAAAUAAGAACAGCAAAAAAAUAACGAGAAUAACGCUGGUUUAGAUUUUUUUCGAGCACCGCAUUAAAACCAUUUUUGAAUUUAUUUUUAUGCUCACGCCAUA